GCGGCGCCCAGGGUACUAUUUCCUUUUGGUUUUGUUAGAAACUGCGUCAUUUUUUUUGACGGUUCAAACCAUUGUCACUCAUUUCAAAUUGAUGUAUUGAUUUUAAUAGAAGAAGGUUAAGCAUAAAAUAAGCUCCAUAUAAUUACUGUUUCUGGUUUUUCGAACAAUCCGAUUUCAAAGGUACAAACAUCGGUAGAGGGCACGUCUAUCAUUUUUUUUAAUAGAUAAGACUAGAAAGGUGAGGAACUCAGCCCCUACCAGCUGCUGGCAAAAUUGAGAUCAGACCUAAGCCAGCUGAGAACGAUGUCUGCUGAUACUGAGCCUCCGAUUCAUGAUAUGAUAAAACCAUUGUCAUGGUUACUUGGGAAGUGGAGAGGAGAAGGAGGUGUUGGAAAGUACCCUACCAUCAAAGACUUCAACUAUGAUGAGGAAUUAACAUUCACUCAUGUGGGACAGCCAAAUAUUCAGUUUAGCUUUUUUUCAUCAAAUGCGGAGACCAAGAAGCCACUACAUCGUGAACUAGGAUUUAUACGUUUCCAGCCAGGCACAAAGCACUGCGCUUUGUUGAUAGCUCACAACCUGGGUGUGAGUGAGGUAGAAGAAGGAGAAUUUACCGACACAGAAAUCAGGACAGAGUCACAUACAGUGGGUCGUCUGACAUUUGGCAAACCUCCAGAAACAAAAAAGAUCGCACGAGUUUUCCGCAAGAUUGGUGAGGACCUAGAACAAGUUGUUUCCAUGGAAACUAAAGACACACCUAUGACAGAGCACCUGCGUAUUACAUACAAAAAAGUCAGUCCCUGAUUGAUCAAGAACAUUGAAGCUCAAAAGGUUAAAUUCUGUUGUGAAACUUUAAUUCAAACAUAAUUGAUUAUGAUUUCGCUACAGUCUUUUACCUGUGAUAAGCCCAGGGGGCCUGUGUAUGAAAACAUGUCAAAGUAGGGGUGGGCUUAUCACCCGAUAUGAGUCUGUGUUUUACCAGUCAUAGGCCAAGACUGGACAUCGUGGUCCACCAUUUUGUUUCCAGGUAUCACAACAUACUAAUUCGGAACUGGUAGUAGAUUAUUUUAUAAAUAUGUAUGGUGCAUAAAUGUUAUGUUUCAAAUUGCAAAUAAAACAGAAAUUAAUAAAAUUAAUAAAUAUAUAAGUAUAAUACACCUAACAAAUGGGUACAUUAUCUUAAAGCUUGUUCCAAUUAUUCUGAUACAUGUAGAAUGUUGUAGAAAUGUUUCACCUACUUUCUCCCUCAUUUGAGAUGUAGGGUGCUGGCUAUCUCCCUCAUUUGAGAUGUCGGGCUCUGGCUAUCUCCCUCAUUUGAGAUGUAGGGCGCUGGCUAUCUCCCUCAUUUGAGAUGUAGGGCGCUGGCUGUCUCCCUCAUUUGAGAUAUAGGGCGCUGGCUAUCUCCCUCAAAUAUUUGAGUUGUAGGGCGCUGGCUAUCUCCCUCAUUUGAGAUGUAGGGCGCUGGCUAUCUCCCUCAUUUGAGAUGUAGGUCACUGGCUAUUUCCCUCAUUUGAGAUGUAGGGCACGGCUAUCUCCCUCAUUUGAGAUGUAGGGCACAGGCUAUCUCCCUCAUUUGAGAUGUCAGGCGCUGGCUAUCUCCCUCAUUUGAGAUGUAGGGCGCUGGCUGUCUCCCUCAUUUGAGAUGUAGGGCGCUGGCUAUCUCCCUCAAAUAUUUGAGUUGUAGGGUGCUGGCUAUCUCCCUCAUUUGAAAUUUAGGACGAUGGCCCUCUCCCUCAUUUGAGAUGUAGGGCGAUGGCUAUCUCCCUCAUUUGAGUUGUAGGGUGCUGGCUAUUUCCAUCAUUUGAGAUUUAGGGCGCUGACUAUCUCCCUCAUUUAAGAUGUAGGGCGCUGGCAAUCUCCCUCAUUUGUGAUGUAGGGCGCUAGCUAUCUCCCUCAUAGGAAGUUCCAGAGGUUGACACUUUCUAAACGAUGGUGUAAUUUUUACACAAUAAAUGAACAAAAAUGUGGUUCACCUAAUAAAUGAAUACCAGUGUGAUUUUCAUGAAUUUGUGAGUGAUUUUUCAAACAAAAAUUGAGUGAAAUAUUUCUUUUAUGAAUGAAUAUGAGCGUGGUUUUUUUCUUCUUAUAAACGAAUGAGUCAAAUUUUCAUACUAUUGAUAUAAAUAUGAUUGGUCUACGCAAGAUAUUGUGUUGCAAGAACGAACAAGCAAGUGUGAAAAUUACUAUUGUAAGAUAUUUUAAAAUGCUGAAAACUUUUCAAAAAA
Messenger RNA from Mizuhopecten yessoensis (Yesso scallop), 2225 nucleotides. RefSeq names its product THAP domain-containing protein 4-like. Bases 304 to 804 code for a protein of 166 amino acids. The record is from RefSeq and is a predicted model, not a curated record. The transcript has 8 exons. Lineage: Eukaryota; Metazoa; Mollusca; Bivalvia; Pectinida; Pectinidae.